This is a messenger RNA of Cricetulus griseus (Chinese hamster), 3573 nucleotides long. The record is from RefSeq and is a predicted model, not a curated record. NCBI's taxonomy places the organism in Eukaryota, Metazoa, Chordata, Mammalia, Rodentia, Cricetidae.
UGUAACUUUCCACAAAGCACAGGGGAUGCCUCAAGCUCCGUUUCCACUGCUUCCAAUAGGUCACGGAAUAGGACUCGCUAUCGGACCAAAGCCAUGAACUCUGAGGUAGAUGAGAGCCUUUUUGGAGGUGUCAAGCCUACGCCCCAGGGCAGGAGUGACAGCCCUAUCGUGCUUCUCCGAGAUAAACAUGCUGUCCGGAAAACUCUCACUGAUCUGGGCUUGGACCACAAGCCAGAGAAAAUCCAGCUCAUCACCCGAGACAUGGUCCGAGAACUCAUUGUUCCCACAGAGGACCCCUCUGGGGAAUCCCUGAUCAUCAGCCCUGAAGAGUUUGAGCGAAUCAAAUGGGCAUCCCAUGUCCUCACCAAAGAAGAGUUGGUGGCCAGAGAGCAGGCCUUCAAGAAGGAGAAGGAAGCCAUCUUGGAAGCAGUGACAAUCCGCAAGAAGAUCAUGAAGCAGAAGGAAAUGGCCUGGAGCAACAACAAGAAGCUGAGUGACCUGGAGGAGGAGGCGAAAGAGAGGGCCCAGAAUCUUCUGGAGAGAGCCAACAAGCUGCGCAUGGAGCAGGAAGAGGAGCUCAAGGACAUGAGCAAGAUUAUCCUGAAUGCCAAGUGCCAUGCAAUCCGCGAUGCCCAAAUCCUGGAGAAGCAGCAGAUACGAAAGGAACUGGAGGCAGAGGAGAAGCGUUUGGAUGAGAUGAUGGAAGUAGACCGGUUGAAAUCCCUUGAAAGGCACCAUGAUCGGGAAAGGAAGAGGAAGGAGGAAAUGGCGAGGGGAAAGCGGCACAUCUUGAAUCAGAUAAAAAAGAACGAAGAGGAGCGAUCGCUGAUUUCCGAGCACCGCGAGCAGGAGAAGGAGCAGAUGCUGGCGUAUAUGGAGCGGCUCCAGGAGGAGGAUUUGCAGGGUCUGGAGCGGCAGCAUCAGGAAAAGCUGAAGAUGCAAGCUGAAAUUAAGCGUAUCAACGAUGAAAACCAGAAACAGAAAGCAGAGCGGAUGGCACAGGAGAAACUGGCAGACCAGAUGGUGAUGGAAUUCACCAAGAAGAAGAUGGCCCGAGAAGCAGAGUUUGAGGCUGAGCAGGAAAAAGUCCGGAGGGAGAAAGAUAAGGAGAUUGCCCGCCUGAGGGCCAUGCAGGAGAAGGCCCAAGAUUACCGGGCAGAGCAGGACGCCUUGCGGGACAAGCGCAACCAGGAGGUUGCAGAUCGUGAAUGGCGCCAGAAAGAAAAGGAAAAGGUACAGAAGAAGAUGGAGAUAGAGGAAAAGCUACGCAAAACCCGGCUGGAGCAGGUGGCUUUCAAGGAACACAUGUUGGCCGUUCAGGUGCAACGGGACCGAGAUGAGUUCGAGAGGAUCCUUCGGGCUCAGAGAGAGCAGAUUGAGAAGGAGAAGUUGGAGCAGGAGAAAAAGGCCGCAGGGUCCCUACAGCAUGCCAACGAGCUCCGGCGGCAGGUGCGUGAGAACCAGCAGAAGCACGUGCAGAACCGGCUCAGUACCUUCGAAGAGGGCCGGCGCCUCAAGGAGGAAGCCCAGAAGCGCCGCGAACGCAUUAAUGACAUCAAGAAGCAAAAGCUGGAAGAGCUGAGAGCAACCGGCCUUCCUGAGAAAUACUGCAUCGAGGCUGAGCGCAAAGCCAACAUCCUGCCGACCACUUCUGUGAAAUGAAGGGGAGAUGUUAUGGGCUUUGGGAGGGCACAGAUUCCGCCCAGACCCUGGGGCAUCCACAGUUGCUGCUAACCUCAUUUCAUAGUAACAGAUUAAAGCUAUUCUAUUUUCUGAGGAACCACUCAGGUUUACUGCGGUGGGGAUGGGCAUUCCAGUAGGCACGGAAGUUGGAUCAAAAUAAACUACAGGGGACCCGAGUGUGUGCUGACCUGCCACUCAGAGUCUGGAACCACAUGGUGCUCUAGUGGGGGGUUCUUCUGGUCCUGUACCCAGUUCAUAGGAAUUUGGGGGCACUGAGGCAGAGUGAAAGAUCGGCUUUUGUUGAGCAUUGGUGAAAGGUUUGCAUGAGGCAGAGCUGGAGAGGGAGGAGCAUGAAUAGCUGAGAUUGGCUUAUCCUGGGCUCCUAAUUGUGACUCAGAUCACAUGCAUGGAGGGGGCGGUGUGUGCGCCCUGGACUCUCUGUUCUGGACUCAGUCCUCUCCUGCUUAGACCCUUUUAACUAAGGCAGUACUGCAGCACAGACAUUUGCCCCAUUCCCAUGGAGGCACACCCAGGACCCAGCUCCUCAUCCAGAUACAGCUGACCCUCACUCUUGGCCCUGUUAUUGUCAGUUCACCUAAUUCCACGAGUGGGCCUCCUGAAAGCCAGUUCAGUUUUUAACUUGUCCUACCUUGCCCCAAUCUACUCCUACGUACCCAUUCAUUCUUCAGGCACUCACUGAGUACUUGUUAUGCCAUCUGCCAUUGAGGUACUCAGCGUUUACAAUAGAUUGGGUCCCCUUUUCUGGAAGCUUCUCAUUGGGCUUCCGAUUUCCUCCUCAGCUCCACUCCCUUUCAUAUAUCUUUAGGAUGGUCUCAGCACUUUUAGAAGGCCCCUGGGUAUCAAGUCUUCCACUUUAAACUGGAGUGCCACCAUCAAUGAUGGAGAUAAUUCUCCAUCCAUCUAAAAUCAUCACUGCAGUGCCUGGCUCCCCCAUCGCCAGGGACUUGCUCCAUCUCCCAGAUUCAGUGUCCAGUCUUGUCUUCCUCCAUGCAUCCUGUACUAAGGAGGAGAGGACAGCUGCCUGGUGCGUCCUGGGUGUUUACAAUGCCAGGUUACAAGGGCCUGGGGCAAGAGUCCUCUUUUCAUAGGGCCCAAGGAGAGUCACAAGCUGCUUCCUGUGUUUCCUCGGAUCCAGUGGCUUCCCAGUCACCUUCUCCACUGUCCUCAACUGGAAGACUAUAGCUUUCACACAAUAGUUGGGAAGCUCCAUUGGAUGGAGAAAAGACUCUUUUACCUUCCUUUUGCAGCAUCCUAACUCAUUGCCCUCGUACCUAAAGAAGUUUAUACAUUCCUCCCUAAAGGUCUUGGAGGAUGAGGUACCCAUCUCAGGCUAGGAGAAAAGCACUGGUAGUGCCAUCAAGGACUCUAGCCUGUCUCUAGCUGGCACACUGGCACCACUGAUUGUCCAGGCGAUACCUGCUGGGACCACAGAACAAACCUCAUCUUUUCCAGAGGACUUUCUUUCUUGAGAAAGCCAGAAACAUCCUUGGUCCCCAGUAUUUGGCUGGUUCCACACCUGCUGUCCUUCCCAGAGCUGAAAAGAACAAGCCAUGUGGACAAAGGUCUGGCUCUGCAGAAAGGACUACAGCCAACUAAGAAUGUGAAGAUGGUUUGGGAGAGAAUCACAAGAGAUUGACUCUCCAGUCCCACUAACUUUUUUAAAUGUCAGAGUUGGCCCAUGAUGUGAAGGAGGGAUUUGAUCUCUUCUCUCAAGAUUCAUGAUAGACCUUUCACCACGUCCGUAACCUCCACAAUCAGUUGGCUCAUCCACUGGAUCCCAGUUCCUAUAAGUGGGAGGGUUCUGAAAGCUGUUGGGGUGUUGGGUGGCUCCAUAGUGUUAUCUUGUAUAAAUUUUCUACCCACUCCGUA